GGACAGUCCCAGUUUGAAGAACGAUGGCCGUUAAUGCGUCCCACAGCCUUGAAGUUGCUUCGUCAGGAGCCUGUCACCAAAAUAGAAUGGCAGGAUCUUUUCUGUGCUGUGCAUUCAGUGUGCCUGUGGGAUGACAAAGGCCCAAGCAAGAUGUAUGGCGCUCUACAAGAGGACAUUCUUGACUUCAUUAGACAUGCACAGUCUAGGGUAUUACAGCAUCAUGAGGAUUCCGCCUUACUUAAAGCUUACAUUGCUGAGUGGGGCAAAUUCUUCACCCAGUGUGACUACCUCCCCAAGCCAUUUAUGCAGUUAGUCACUUCCCUUGCUGGUAAACCACACGGCAGUAUGCAGAAAAAGACUCAAGGAGAGGAGAGUCUAGUCAGAAAGUUGAUGCUGGACAGUUGGAACCAGAGCAUUUUCUCCAAUAUAAAACAGAGACUGCAGGACAGUGCCAUGAAAUUACUACAUGCAGAAAGGAAUGGGGAGGCUUUCGAUUCACAGCUAGUCAUAGGUGUACGCGAAUCAUAUGUAAACCUUAGUUCAGAUGUAGAAGACAAACUGAAGAUUUAUCGAGAGAACUUUGAGAAAGCCUAUCUCGAUGCCACAGAGAAGUUCUACAAACUGAAAGCACCCCAAUACCUAGAGGCCAAUGGUGUACAGAACUAUAUGAGGUAUGCUGACGCCAAGCUGAAGGAGGAGGAGACGAGAGCUCGCCGCUACCUUGAGACCGGAUGGGGAUGUAGUUCAGUCUCUACAUUGACAGAAUGUUGUGUGAAUGUCCUGGUCACAGCUUUUAAGGAGACAAUUCUCAAAGAAUGUGCUUCAAUGAUAAAGAACAAUGAGACUGAGAAGCUGCGACUGAUGUUCAGCCUGAUGGACAGAGUGCCUGAUGGAAUCACACCUAUGUUACAUGCCUUGGAGGCCUACAUUGUCAGUCAGGGCCUCGCUGACAUGAUGGCAGCAGCAGAAACAAUCACAACUGACUCAGAGAAAUAUGUAGAACAACUCCUAGAACUGUUCAACAGAUUUAGUGCUCUAGUAAGGGAGGCCUUCAGUGAUGACCCCAGGUUCCUCACCUCAAGAGAUAAGGCAUACAAAAAUGUUGUGAAUGACACAUCCGUAUUCCGUCUAGAAAUCCCAAUGAAAAACAAAGGUAUUGGUGCCAAGACUCAGCCAGAGUCCAAAUGUCCUGAACUCCUUGCAAACUACUGUGAUAUGUUACUUAGAAAAACUCCUCUCAGCAAAAAACUCACCUCAGAAGAAGUGGAGAAAAAGCUCAAAGAUGUGUUGCUGGUACUUAAGUAUGUUCAGAACAAAGAUGUGUUCAUGAGAUAUCACAAGGCACACCUUACACGACGACUCAUUCUUGACACGUCUGCUGACAAUGAGAAGGAAGAGAACAUGGUGGAAUGGCUAAGGGAGGUAGGCAUGCCUGCUGAUUAUGUCAAUAAGUUGGCAAGGAUGUUCCAAGACAUCAAAGUCAGUGAUGAUCUCAACCAAGAGUUCAAGGACGCUCACCGAAACAACAAUGAGGGCAUAGCAGACUCUAUAAACAUCAAGAUUCUGAAUGCUGGAGCAUGGGCACGGACGAGUGACCGAGUAACAGUGUCACUUCCAAUGGAACUGGAGGAUUACAUACCUCAGGUGGAGGAGUUCUACAGACAGAAACACAGUGGUCGGAAACUCCAGUGGCAUCAUCUUAUGUCUAACGGCAUCAUAACAUUUGCCAAUGAUAUAGGACGGUUUGAUAUAGAAGUCACAACUUUUCAAAUGGCUGUGUUAUUUGUGUGGAACCAGAGACCAAGAGACAAAGUAACAUAUGAAAGCUUGCGACUUGCCACAGAGCUCCCAGACACUGAACUCAGGAGAACCUUAUGGUCACUGGCUGCCUUCCCAAAGAUCAAGAGACAGCUCCUGAUGUGUUCACCAGAAGCUAAAUCUGCCAAAGACUUUGAUGACAGUACACAGUUCUGGAUAAACCAGGAAUUCUCUCUUAUCAAAAACGGCAAGGUGCAAAAACGAGGGAAGAUCAACUUGAUUGGUAGACUGCAACUUUCUACAGAGAAGACAAAAGAGGAAGAUAAUGAGGGAAUAAUGCAGCUCAGAAUCCUCCGAGUACAGGAAGCCAUUGUGAAGAUCAUGAAGAUGAGGAAGCACAUUACAAAUGCUGCCUUACAGACAGAACUGGUAGAGAUUCUACGGAACAUGUUUCUACCCUCAAAAAAACUCAUCAAGGAGCAAAUAGAGUGGUUAAUAGAACACAAAUAUAUGCGCCGGGACGAAGACAAUAUAAACAUGUUCAUCUACAUGGCAUAGAUUGUCCGUGUAGCUCUGUCACAUGAAAUUUCGCUCUUUCUACGCCAAAGCCAUGACUUAAACAGCAGCCCUGAAUAUAAACAUAUGGUUCAAUUAUACUGUGAAAAAGUAUGGCAAUCCGUGUUAACCAACAGACUGGGGCUUGUCAAAGUCUGGCAUUGUGGCAGCUGAAGGUGGCCAUGUGUGCUUUUAGUCGACAGCUGAGUUUCGUUACAGGAAUGUUUAGGACUUUGGUGUUGACUGUUGAUAACCGACUGGCUGACAUUCAAAUGAAGUACGGAACUGCUGGAAUCACGUCUCAUUAGCUGUGGCGCUGGGGAUUAUGUGCCCUUCCUACAAAACAAGUGUUGGAUAGCUGUCCCAAGCUCCUUCCAUCUCAUGAAAACGUGCCACCUCAGACUUUGUACCAGAUGGUCAUCCUGACAGGAUCAAGUAGAAAACUACUUACUGCAGGAAGAAAGAGAUGGCCUUUUCCUCCCACAACCCAGGUACACCUCUCUUACCCAGAUACAGAACAUGGCUCUACUCCUGGUACUUACGGUUGUGGUGCCACAUACCCAUCUCCAAGAACUUGGUUCUACUCCGACUUCCAGAGGCUAGAGCCUUUUUAACCUUGGGACUUAUUGUAUCACAUUUAUAGUUAUUUCACAGAGUUAUGACACUUACUCUUUGUAAUCAGUUUAGAUAAGUCACAGCGACCUAUAUCAGUUUGGCAAGUAUUGAUAGAUUAUAACCCUCACUGUAAUGUCUGCAUCGCUAUAACUUUACAAAUAUCAACUUGAAAGCAUUUCAUUGUCUGCAAUAUUUCAAGUCUUGUAUAGAAUUAUACUGAAUAAGUCAAGAGAACAAAUGAAUUGUGUGUAUACAUGAUUACGGGUUCAACACAAAAUCAUCAAUAUAGAAAUAAAUAUUGAAAACCAAACUAAGAACAUUUUCCUACAGACUUAUUGGGCUUACCAGUAAAUGUUUAUUUGUGUUGUAGUUUUGUAUCAGGAAUAUUCAGAAUCUAUGGGUUGACUCUCUACUAAAUAAAAAACUGUAGCAUGGUUAACAUGAGAAAAAAACAUUGAAAUAUAAAAACUUCAAUUUGAAUUAUUUUGUAUCUGUAUUUUUACAAGUUAUGUAAAGGGCUAUCCCUGAAAACAUCAAACCAGAGGACUCCUUGCUUAAUUUGUGUAAAGGGCUAUCCCUGUAAAACAUCCAACCACAGGAAUCCUUACUAAAGUUGUGUAAAGGGCUAUCCCUGUAAAACAUCCAACCACAGGAAUCCUUACUAAAGUUGUGUAAAGGGCUAUCCGUGUAAAACAUCCAACCACAGGAAUCCUUACUAAAGUUGUGUAAAGGGCUAUCCGUGUAAAACAUCCAACCACAGGACUCCUUACUAAAGAGCUACUCUUGUAAAAUAUCCAGCCAGAGGACUCCUUACUAAAGAGCUACUCUUGUAAAAUAUCCAGCCAGAGGACUUCUUACUUAACUUCAAUAUCCUAAGAAUAUUGUCUAGAUUUUCUGUAAGAAAGCAUUAAUACUCAAGUUAUUUUUCCAACACAAAAAUAAAUGGAGAAAGUGGAAAAUUUCUUUUUCAUGGAGUUUCAAGUGUUGUAAAUAAUUUCCAUUUGAUUUACAAUAAACCCAGACAUGAAUAGGAAGUGAUAUAUUUUGGAGUGCUGGGGUUGGGUAGAUAUUUUAUUGGAUGAAUUCAUGUUUGAACUGUUUUGAAUAUUGUAUUUUCUAGAGACAUAUUGGGAGGAUCAACAUAUGUUCAUCUAUAUCUUCUUUGUUGUGUGAAUCAGACCUUUACUUACUAUCUGCUACCCUACCACCUCUGCAUCACAAAUAAGCAGGAUUGUGUCUCUAACUCUGAAGUUAAUUGCCCUCAGGUAAAACAUUAAUCUUCAUGAUAAUGGCAAAUCUAGAUGAUGGCAAGGAUGUAAGGGAAAAAAGGGAUUUUUAACCAAAACAAAAAGACUGUUUAGCAACCUCUUUGCUAUACCUAAUACAGUGAAUUAGUUGAAAUGUUUUACCAUAGCAACAUAAGGGUAUCAGAGAAUAAGGGAUACUGCUUAACAAAUAACUAAACUGAAUUUUGAAUUAUGCAAUGCAUUAUUUGACUUCAGUUUAGAGCUUAUUUUGUUGAAGUAAGCUGCAAUCAGGGACGUUUUCUUGUCUUAAAAUACAUGUACUGAUAAAUAGGGAUGUAUGGCAAACAAAGUGUUAUUUUGAUAAAUAACAAUAUUGAAAUGAGGAAAGUGAUAAUCAUUCAGUGAUUACUCUGUUCAGCACCAAUACCAUAGCAAACAUCCUGUACAAUUGAAACUUUUGAGAUGUUCAUUCAAUUCCCAAUGAUCUCCUUCAAAUCAUUUUUUUAUUUCAUUAACAUCUUAAAAAACAGUUUGAUUUCCCUAAAAGAUGAAAAUACAUGUAACAGAAAAAAUGUAUAAUCAACAUAAAUCUUACUUUAAAUGUAUUUACAAAUGAGGUAACAAAAAAUGUAAGAUACAAUCCAUGGGCUUUCACUGACUUUUGGAAGCAAGAAAUCUUCAAUUAAACACACUUUGGACCUUGAUUAAUACCUCAUACAAUAUCUUAUUCACCUAAAAGUUCUUCCUUUAUACCGAGGCAACUGUUUAAAAUUUUGUGAUGCACUGAUGGAUCAACAUUUUUUGUUAAAUUUGUCCCACAAAUUUCUUACAUUGUAAGAAUAUGUUGGAUUUUUGUGAUACAGAGACCUCCCAAUGACAUGAUAGUCACUGUAUUUUUCUAAUAUUAAAGGUAUUGUUACUGGAGAUAUUACUGAAAUGAUAUAAGUAUGAAUCUAAGAUAGAAACCUGAAUUAUCAACCAGUACUGGUACAUUUACUGGUAUAUGUUUUGAAAAAGUGAUCAAUGUCAAAAGUAAGAAUAACCAGGUAUUGUUUACAAAGGUCCUGAGUGUGUUUAACUGUUCUUGAUAUAUUAACAUUAUGUAAAUAGUUUUUAUUUUAAUGUAACACUAGGUGUGAAUUUUGUUAAUACAUAAAUCAUGCAUACUGCCACUGGUUCAGAUGUUAUAAUAUUGUACAGUGCUUCAUAAAUAGAUUAAUUAAUGGCAAACAUACCACACUAUGGUAUGAUUAUGUCUAUUUUUAAUUGCUUUAUGCUGGCAUUUGUUAAAAUUUUUCAUGACAGCCUAGCUGUCAGUAAUCUUUUUCUACCAUGAUUAUAUUUUAUAGACCUCUAGGAGUGUUAGUGUUAGAGUUUUUACAUUAAUGAGAUGUAUUAUUAAAUACAUAUGUGGAUAGAUGUUAUAAAUCUGUGAGAAAGUUCAAUAGGUGUUUAAUAUGGAUGUGGAGACCACUACAAAGUGGUGAAGAUAUUGUAACAAUGGGUGCUUCUUAACCAAUAACACACUCUCCCUUCAGACAUUCUCCAGUUAGAGUGCGACUUUAUUUCUGGCUGUAUAUAUAUUUCCUAGGUAAAGUCUUGUUGACACUUGAGCAUAGUUUUGUAGGGACUGGUCUGCUUUGAAUUUAAACACAUAUGACCAGGAUUUUUUAAGUAGACAGACAUAUGAAUAUAUCUAAGAGGUACCCACUAUGAAUACAGGGACUUGAUUGUUGACAUGGAUAAACCAUUUCAUCUCUAUGUUAAAUGUGAAUUUUUAGGCAUAUAUUGUGAAAGACAAGCACAUGUUCACACUGGCCUUGGAAGUUUUAGGUAAGGCUCUUGACAAAACAAAGAACUAGUAGGUGUAUCCUUAUCCUCAUCCAACCAGUCAAACUGAUGACCUAACACUGACAGGGAUACUGUAAAGUACUGAUGACCUAACACCGAUAGGGGUACUGUAAUGUACUGAUGACAUAACACCGACAGGGAUACUGUAAAGUACUGAUGACCUAACACCGACAGGGAUACUGUAAAGUACUGAUGACCUAACACCGACAGGGGUACUGUAAAGUACUGAUGACCUAACACCGACAGGGAUACUGUAAAGUGCUGAUGACCUAACACCGACAGGGGUACUGUAAAGUGCUGAUGACCUAACACUGACAGGGGUACUGUAAAGUACUUACACUGACAGGGGUACUGUAAAGUACUGAUGACCUAACACGGACAGGGAUACUGUAAAGUACUGAUGACCUAACACCGACAGGGGUACUGUAAAGUACUGAUGACCUAACACUGACAGUGAUACUGAAAAGUACUGAAGACCAAACAGUGAAUACCAUAUCUCAUUCUGUAUUCUUUGAUACUUUUAGUACAGGUGAAACAUAGAAUUGAUGAUGUUCUUACAAUUUAUUAAUAAAGUCGUUAAUAUAAAUCUGUAUGACUCUAUAGCUGUAUAGCUUUCUUGCAUCAUUCAAAACUUUUUAAAACACUGCUGCAGUAUUAAAGAUGGAUGAACUUGUAAAACUAGGUUUUGUUAGGAUGUGAGAUGGUCUCGGUACAUCUUUAUUGUCAGUCUGGAUAGGUGAUAAUAAAUAUGCUUAAAAGAAUAUUCUGACAUGUGUCUUCACCUAGGGUUUCAGUUGAUUCCCUGGAGGAAAGAAUACUGUUAUCCUCCAGUAGCAAAGAUGCUUUAUAUAUCAUUAAUAAAUUUUCGACAAUUACUAUAAAUGGUGGCGAGCUGGUGAAUCUUGCCACAGGUGGUUGAGAGUGUUAUCAGUGUGUGUGGUAGAGAGAGUGUUUAUUUAUUAUACAAGAGUCCCACACUAUAUGAAGGACUAUUAUAGAUAUAUAAGGUUAGAUAUCAGAAACACAAUACUAGCUGUAACAGGUUAUUUACAAAUACAUUCAAUCUUUAACCAAUGUACAAGGCUUUCAAGGCCAGUUUUUUUUUUUAUUAAAAUAGGGUGUAAAAAUGUUACAGUAUGUUUAAAUGGAUACUAAGUCAAUGCACACAGCCAUUAAUCUUUAUGUACAUGUAAUUAUUGGCACUUAACAUAGUUUUGCUUUUUCUUCCGUCAGACUUCCAUGGUUAUUGUUAAACAUUACAAUCAAUGGUAUAGAAAGUUCGAUGAAUCCCAAAUUUUCAUCAUUUUUAAGUGACAAACCAGAUAUAGUGCUAUAGGAUGGACAGGGAUUGUCCUUCUUUUUUCCCCCAAUACUAAUUGAUAACCACAGAUAUAGGGUGAUAUUGCUCUUUAAAAGAAAGUCCUAUAUAUUGUACCACCUGAUAUAGAUAAAAUGUUACUGCUAUUCUUGCUGUACUUAGCUGUGGACAUCUCAAUUUUUAUGAACAACUGCAUUUAAUUAACAAAUUUCUGAAAUAAUAGGUUAUUUACAUCUCUUUACUAAAACACUGAUAUUUCAGUUCCUUAUAUGGGUUAUCAUUAUUUGUUUAUUUUCUAAGACAAACUAAUAUAUCUCUGGGUAUUUUUGCUAUAAAUCUGUUCAGCUCUAACGGGAGGAUAUAAUAGUUAGGUAACUAGGAAGGUUUCAUCAUUCUGGUGGACUCAUCUCCACAUUUUCAACUCUUCCAUUUCUGAAAUAAAAUUCUUGAAAACUGAA
This is a messenger RNA of Ylistrum balloti, 7802 nucleotides long. RefSeq names its product cullin-5-like. NCBI's taxonomy places the organism in Eukaryota, Metazoa, Mollusca, Bivalvia, Pectinida, Pectinidae. Gene Ontology annotation, biological process: SCF-dependent proteasomal ubiquitin-dependent protein catabolic process; protein ubiquitination. The transcript has 17 exons. Gene Ontology annotation, cellular component: Cul5-RING ubiquitin ligase complex; SCF ubiquitin ligase complex. The record is from RefSeq and is a predicted model, not a curated record. Bases 34 to 2316 code for a protein of 760 amino acids. Gene Ontology annotation, molecular function: ubiquitin protein ligase binding.